Pipra filicauda (Wire-tailed manakin) is the source of this 5166-nucleotide messenger RNA. It is a transcript of the gene UBXN2A, whose product is annotated as UBX domain protein 2A. The transcript has 11 exons. Gene Ontology annotation, biological process: proteasome-mediated ubiquitin-dependent protein catabolic process; autophagosome assembly; Golgi organization. Gene Ontology annotation, cellular component: nucleus; cytosol. The record is from RefSeq and is a predicted model, not a curated record. Gene Ontology annotation, molecular function: ubiquitin binding. Lineage: Eukaryota; Metazoa; Chordata; Aves; Passeriformes; Pipridae. The coding region runs from base 1207 to 2088 and encodes 293 amino acids.
CGGCACCGGCACCGGCACCAGUCCCAGUUCCCUCCCAGUCUGUUCCAGCUCCGUGUUCACACACUUACAAAAGGCUUCAGGCAACAACUGCUAUCUCAAGUUAAGGUCAAUCAAUACAGCUGAUGUGCUGAUGUUUAAUUAUAGACACCCUGUGUGUGCUGGUUCUUCCAUGACCUUGAUGGCACAGGCAGUGGCAGCUAAAACCCUGCUUUACUUUGUCAACACUGAGAUUCACUCCUACGUUAUAAAACAAGUUCAGGGGUUGUCACUAUCUUCCACACCAGUGCAUCUGAUCUCUCCUGACAAAGGGGCAUGAGAUGGUUGUAUUCAUCUCAUGAAUACCCUGUUAGAGGUUUUUCAGCAGACACAGUCUGGGCUGUUUGCUUCUAUUCACCACACGUUUCAGUCAUGAGGGAGAACAGCUGUACUUAUAAGAGCUUUUAAGAAACCACUGAAUUCACUAGGACACCAGUUACUAUUGUAGUAGGUCAGUGUGUCUCCAGCUGUAUCCUGAUUUCCAGUAAUAGACCUAAUCUUCUAAAUCAAUAUGUGAUUGCAGCUGGGACGCCUCCACCAUUACACCAGGUGCUGGCUGCCCUUGGAUAGCUCCUAGCACCACCGUCCCGCAGAGAGCGGCUUCUCCAAGGCCCAGCACAGCGCAGGGAACUCUGCUCAAUCCUUCCUGCUUCCCUAAGGAUUCCAUCCCAUUUUCCCAAGUCUGAUUCACCCUCGGGGGUCUCUGCUUCCCAGCCACCGCGCCGCUCUUUUGUCCUCGGUGCGAGGCCUCGGCUGAGCUCCUCUUUCUCGUAUGUCAACACUCGCCCUUAAUUAGCGUCCGCCGCACGAGACACUCCCGCUCUCCAAAGGGCCGCGCGUGCGGCUGCUCGGACAAAGCGCGGGGGCCGCUGAGGGCGCCCGGACACCGAGACCAUCCCCCGCGAUUGUGGGUGUGUGACAGAGGGACACACGGACUUUGUUGUCGGGACAGAGCUGCCUUGGCAGCCGCAGGCCAGGCACAGAGGUUUAUCCCUCUAUAUAUCUGUAUCUAUACCGGUGCUGCGCCAGGUCCUGCCCGGGCACCGCCGCAGCGGCGCGGGGAGUCCGGCCCGUUCGGGCCAUAGGCCCUGCCAGCCCCCGCCUCUCCCCGCAGGACAGCGCAGCCCCAGGGGACGCCGCGACUCCCCGCGCAGCAGGUGGCGCACCAGAAUGAAAGACAUGGACAAUAUCCAAACUGUAAAGAAAGAAUGGGUGUGUAAAUCAGGAACCAGUGAUCAGAUUUUGAAUGGUACAGAACAAAACUGUGAGUACUUUGUAGAUAACCUGUUUGAAGAAGCUCAGAAGGUUGGUGCUAUGUGUGUGCCCCCAACUACAGUCCAGAAUCAGGUUGAUGUCAUCAUUAAACUUUGGAAAAACGGGUUUACGGUAAAUGACAGUGAACUUCGGAGCUACACUGAUGUUGCAAACCAGCAGUUCUUGGACUCCAUUAAAAAGGGGGAACUGCCUUUCGAGCUACGAAAAGUUUUUGAUAAGGAGGAGGUAGAUGUGAAAGUGGAAGAUAAAAAAGAUAAGGUGUACUUGUCAUCGAAAAAGCCAGUGUUUCAUCCCUUUUCUGGUCACGGUUACAGAUUAGGAAGUGCUACUCCAAGGAUAAUCUCUAAAGUGAGAGAUGAUCAUCAAGGACCUGGUGACAAAAGGCACCUGCCUUUAGUACCCUUGAAUGAUUUGGAGCCUAUCACUAACAUCCAGAUCUGGUUAGCUGAUGGGGAAAGGAUCAUUCAGAAAUUCAAUGUUUCUCACAGAAUAAGCCAUGUCAGAGACUUCAUAACAAAGUAUCAAGGAUCGGAGGGAAGUGUUCCCUUCACACUGACGACUUCCCUGCCCUUUCGAGAGCUGCAAGAUGAGACACUCACGCUGGAGGAAGCAAAGUUGCAGAAUGCUGUUGUUGUUCAGAGACUUCGGAAAACAACUGAACCUUUCAGACUCUUAGUGAUAAAAGCACCUGACAAUGACUAUAAAACUGCUGCUACCCCUAAUGGACAACUCAAGAAUGAGCAAAAAAAUGCUGUCAGUAGUACAAGAUCGAAUUAGCUUUCAACUGGCCAAAAACUAGAUGCAGGGGAAACUAGGCAAAACCAAAAAUGUAACCAGCAAUAUGUGGAUGCCCUCACAUCCUCAUGCACUGUGCUCUUAGAGAGCAGUAUGGGUGCUGUGCUAUCAUCUGCUGUAAUAAGUAUUUUCAGCUAGACUGGGUGGUCAGAGCCUGGCUGUAUAACAUAGCAGAGGUAACUGUACAGCAGAUCAUCCUUAGAAUUUACUUAGAUAAAAGGCUUCGUAGUUAUUUAAUGAAUGGGUUUAGAUGGAACAGUUCUCUGAGACUUAAUUACUACUGAUAGCACCUCUUAGGGAAAAAUAGUAUUUAUUUUUGCACUUUGGACUAAACUGAAGCAUUUCACUUACAUUGUGGUGUAAACUGCUGCAGGUUGCGUUCUUCUCACAGUAACUUUUAGACAACAGAUGCUGCAGGGAACUCACAUUUGGACUCUUAACUUGAAAAUCUUCAGGAUCUUUGGGAUUUAACUUUUAUCACAAGAUCUGCAGUGUAAUAAUGUUCUGUCAAGUCUGUACAUGAUGGUAGGUGUAUGUGUGAGAGGAUAGAAAUGAGGUAGUCUGGUGCAUACUGCAUAUGAAGUGCCUCAAAGUAAGCUCUGAAGGAAUUGUUAUUACCAAUGGUUGAAGUGGUUUCUGCCUCUUCUGGGCUGCUACGGGUGUCUUACAGAUCAGGUGAUGUUAAAACUACCUAGCUCAUUAGCAUAGAGAUCCACUUUUAGCUUUGUCACACAAAACCUUCUGCUUUUGUGGCACUGGCAUACAGGAGUAGUGGCUUACAGUUGUUUUUGUAUUCUUUAUCUGCCUCUGCCCUGAACUGACCAGCUGAUUGAGACACUAAUUACACAUAGCCAAGUUUCAAAGAUCUUGAAAAUCCUUAUUUGAAAACUGAGGUUUUUCUCCCCCCCCCUUGCCCCAUUUCCACCCAUAUCUUUUAUUUUGCUAUUCAUGUACUUGAGGCAUAAAAAUUGUAGCCAACUAUUCCAUGUUUUCCUAAAAGAGAAAUCAACAUAAAGACUAAAUAUUUUGUACUGUGUUUACUAAGCAUGUGGAUUUGUGAAUGGAACUAAAGUCUCUAGGUAAGACUUAUCUCAGGACCUUUGGUAGAUGCUGACUAAUCUGUACUAUGUAAGACAAUGGGUGAUUGUUGGGGUUGUACUUCUUUUGCGUGGUUAAAUGAAAGAUGGUUUGGGAUUUUGCUGGUUUUGUUCUAAAUAGAAAAUUGCUUCAUUGGAGUGACUUGUAUUCUAUCUGAAAAUUGGGAGACUUCAAACUAUGGGUGUACUUACUUCAUUUCCAGGGAUAUAAAACUGGUUUGCCUCAGCAUCUCUCUUGGUGUGUUUGAGGACAGUGAAAUCAAAGUCAACUGCACAAAAAUCUAUUCAGUGUUCUUAGAAAGCAAAUCUCUGAAAACCAUGCAGUUCACUAUUUCAGUGCUGUAAACUUCAUGUGCUACUGUGUCAUUUGAGUUUGUGUAGCAGGUAGUAGAACUAAAUUUUCUUGGCUCUUGCACUGACUCCCCACCCAUGUGAAAAACAGGAAGAAAUGUGCAGACAAAUCCAGUAGUAAAACUGUAAAGACAAACCACCUACAGACUCAGAUCCAACCCUAAGUUCUCAGAGCUUCCUGAACAGUGAAUUUUAUUAAUCAGUGGUUUUGAAUUUGUCCUAAUGUAAAAAUAAGUGUUAGAAAACCACACGUGCUUGAUAGCGAGCUCAGUUCUUAUCUAAAAGGUGCAUGAAAUGUCAAAGUAACAGUGUACUAUUCAAGCAUUGGUAGCACAGAAAUUCAAAGAAAUAAUUAGUGUCAGAUUGAAAUCGAUGGGGGGGAGUGUCAAAUUGUAGGUAAACCCAUUUUGCUUGCUGUCCUUUGGAAAGUAUUUUGUAUUUCAAUGUUGAUUCGUGUCUGGUGCCAGCAUUUUAAGAGAUUGCACAGCUUGGUUCUACCUUGCUGUAUAUUGUGCUUUACUGAAAUCAGCUGUGUCUGGCUAAAGCUUUGGUGUACUUGAGUGUGCAUUUGCAGUUUGAAAGUGUCAUGAUCCUAAUUACAAAAUGACAAAGAACAAAUCUUUGAAAAGUCUAAAAUGAUGCUGACUGCACUAAUCCUGUGUUAGAUUAGAAAGUGCCUUUAAAAAAGGCAAUGAACUGUGAUUGGAUAACUUAUUUCCUAACUUGGAGAAAAUCUUUGGAGUGAAUACAGGGCUCUCCUGAAUCUAAUUGGGUUUUUGUCAGCUUGUAAAGACUGAUUAGCUACCUGUAGUGUCUGGACAGCCUAAUCUCUUGCUCUGUGCUGUAGACAGCUAUUGUGCAUUGGUCAGACAACAGUAAAACUGGCUUGAUCAAUGCCAGAGUUUGUGAAACACACAAGUACUAUCAGUUAUUCAUUGUUUCUUCGCAAACCUUUGCUGUUUUGAGUAAAGCCUGUGCAUUAACAUGAUUUACAGCAAAAUUGAGAUAGCCAAGAAAAGAACAAAGAAAGGAAAUUUUGUUUUUUCCCCUGUUGGUUUUCCCUUUGUGAAGAAACAUGCAAAUGGAAGUAACAAAGAUUUAGUGUGUUACAAGGAUGAUGUGUGAAGAGAAAAUGGAGAACCUAAAUGCUGAAUUUCAAUGUUAGAUGCAUACCUUGUAUCUAGCUUGGUACUGGGCAGUCUGUCUGUGUUUUGAAGCUCAUCUGGCCUCAGCCUUUGAGGACCACCUGGGAACCCAAAAGCUCCAGAGAGUUUUCAACAAGGCCUGUUAAGGCUGUAAUCUCAGUUUUCUGUUGGAGGUCUGGUUUUAAGAAAAUAAUGCCUCAUUUUUUAAGUAUUUUGCAAAUUUGCAAUAAUUAGUCUUGUGAAAUGAGACUGCACAGGAUUUGCACGUCAGUACUUUAUGGCAUGGUUUGCGGUGGCUGCCCAGUACUCACAAGGUGACCCUGCAGAGAGCUCUUCAAAUCAGUCAAGCCACAAAGCCCUGUGCAUAUAGAUUAGUCGUCAUCUUCCCAAGACAGGCAGGUCACAAGUCCUCCGGUCUUUGUUGGCUUCAUUAAACCUUCUUUCAGGCUGUCUCACUGUUGAAAGAA